CUUCGUGGGCUGAGACGCGAAUCCACAUCUGCCCUUCCCUCGGAUCGUACCAGUAUGUUCUCGCGUCUGCCGAUCGACGGUGGACUCCGCCUCAGCUUCCUCCGUUCACUAGAAUUCGCCUUGACCUCCCCUUUUCUUAUAGACGUCGAUAGGUGAGAAUUCCCGGAGAUCAAAUCCGAGCGGGGCUUCCCCCCUUUGGAGUGAUUCGGUCGUGGCCCGGAGAACUUUUUCCCAAGUUGCUCGCUUUUUGGAUAAGAAUAUCGAGAGGUCUGUUGUGGUUUUCUUGUUUCUUGUUCUCUUCGGGAUGGGAAUAAAGCUGCCACCUUGAUCUCGGCUCAUCUUUUCCUUUUCGUCCGUUUUCAAUCGAUAGGAUAUAAAAAUCCCACCUUGCUGAGUUUGGGUGUCGAUCCUCUGGUGAAAAUUCUAUUGGCAAUGAAUGCAUAGAAAGAAAUGGAAACACAUUCAGCUUUACCGGUGGGGAAUCUGAAUAUGCAGCAAUUCUGUAAUUCUGGGAGCUCUGGAGUUAUGUCAUCAUCUCUACCUGUUCUACCAAACACCUUGGAGGAGAAAUUCCCUGAACUACCAGAUCCCCAACAUGUUCCACUGGAGAGGGAAAUACAAAGAAAUCCUUUGCCUUCCCAGAGACCUUUGUUUUCAUCACCUUCUGGAUUUUCUCCAGAUCUUAGUUUCUCUUCAACUCUCAUCCAUGAGAGGCAUACCAACAAUACUCCAUUCGUCAGUCGAUCACUGAAUGCUGGAGUUUCUUUGCCUUCAACCUAUUUGUCAAAUAUGGAAAUAUUUCAAGUGCCAAAUAAUUUCCCCAAAGAUCCAACUGAAAUAACCUGGUGUCCGGAUUCAGUUCAAGGCAUGCUAAAUUGUUCAGAUGGUGUAAUUAUGGGGAACAAUCAAAUACAAAAUAGCUCAAAUAAGGUUUCUAAUGACCGUAAUAAGCAAAAUGAAUGGUGGAGUGAUAUAAUGAAUGUGGAUUGGAAGGAUCUUUUUGAUGAUACAACUAUCUCUGAAUCUCAACCGAAGGUUGUUUACCCACCUGCCCAAUCCUCCUCUAAUAUUUCAAUGCAGCAGCUGCAAACAGAUCAGUCUGUUCCAUGCCAUUCUGGUGAGGUUUGUGCUGUCACUGGUGCAUCAUCUUCUGCCACUACUGUUGCAGCCAAGCCACGGAUGAGGUGGACUCCAGAGCUUCAUGAAUGCUUCAUAAAUGCUGUCAACCAGCUCGGUGGUAGUGAAAAAGCUACUCCUAAAGGUGUACUGAAUAUCAUGAAAGUGGAAGGAUUGACAAUAUACCAUGUGAAAAGUCAUCUACAGAAAUAUAGGACUGCACGUUAUAAGCCAGACUCAUUAGAAGGGAUGUCAGAAAAGAUGGCCACUCAGAGUGAGGAAUUACCUUCUCUAGAUCUAAAGACAGGCAUUGAUUUCACUGAAGCAUUACGACUCCAGAUGGAAGUUCAGAAGCGACUUCAUGAACAACUUGAGAUUCAGAGAAAUCUGCAGCUGAGAAUUGAAGAGCAAGGGAAAUACCUGCAAAUGAUGUUUGAGAAGCAAUACAAGUCAACCAUGGACAAGACCCAUUGUUCUUCCACUGUAGAAAAACCAACAACCAUAUCUUCCGAUCAAACACAUUCUACUGCCAAGAUUGAUCUCCCAGAAGCACGAAAUAGUUCCACUGAUUCAAAAAUAACAGAGGGCUUUAGGCAAGUCAGUAACAAGUGGAAGAUGUCUGAAGUUGAACCUUCCAAUGAGAAGGAAACAGACGCUCUUACUAGUGCCCUUCCACCAAGCAAGCACUCGAGAAUAAAUGACGAGGACUCGUGAAUUCCAAUCUCAGCAUUGGACUGACUAAUGUUACAACACCGGUAGCUGUCGAUAUGAACAUCAUUAUUGCAAUAAAAAGUUUCCAGUACAAAUGGAGGUUAUUUGGGAGGAGACACUUCUAGCAGUAGUAGCAGAUUUAGUAACUUGUUUCAUAUCUAUGUUAGGUAUGAAUCAUAGGGUGCAGUCUUUAAGAAAAUUCCUAUUAGAAGGAAGUGGAGAAGUGAUGUCUCUGAACAACAAAGUUAAUAAAAAAAGACCUUGAUAUUUUAUGGCUUUA
Musa acuminata AAA Group (dessert banana) is the source of this 2107-nucleotide messenger RNA. Its product is annotated as protein PHOSPHATE STARVATION RESPONSE 2. Bases 451 to 1830 code for a protein of 459 amino acids. Gene Ontology annotation, molecular function: DNA binding; DNA-binding transcription factor activity. The transcript has 8 exons. Lineage: Eukaryota; Viridiplantae; Streptophyta; Magnoliopsida; Zingiberales; Musaceae. The record is from RefSeq and is a predicted model, not a curated record.